AUGUCAUAUCUUAUACCAGAUCCUCUUAUCCCACCUUUAAAGUUUAACUCAAUUCAACCGAAUCUAUACCGAGGAGCAUAUCCAAGAGAAAUUAAUUUCCCCUUUCUACAAACUUUAGAAUUAACCACAAUCAUAUCACUUACUCCAGAUCCUAUAACUGAAGAAACUGAUCCUUUACUAUAUGAGUUUGCCGCUAAGAAUGACAUUACUUUGGUUCAUUUAGAGUGCACGAAACUGGGGAAGGGUAAGAAAAGAGGAGUGCCGUUGGGGUAUCGGGAAAUCUUAGAUGCUCUCCAAUAUAUAAUACAUACCCAACAUGCCCCUGUGUAUAUACAUUGUCUUAAUGGUGGCCAAGUUACUAGUUUAGUGGUGGCAUGUCUACGUAAACUCCAAUACUGGUCCUCGAUUGCCAUAUUCAACGAAUUCAUCAACUUUACGUCAAAUAUUACUAUUAAUGAUCGUAGUUUUGUCGAAUCAUUUGCUGGUGAAAUACAAGUUCUGUCGAAAACUAAAGUGAAUUGGCUUUGGGCUGGAAUGAGUAGAGGUGUUGUUAAUAAUCACCCUAACUUGAGAAUUAUAGAGAAAGCUUAA
This is a messenger RNA of [Candida] anglica, 591 nucleotides long. NCBI's taxonomy places the organism in Eukaryota, Fungi, Ascomycota, Pichiomycetes, Serinales, Debaryomycetaceae. The record is from the annotation of a GenBank genome assembly.